AUGUCUUUAACCUCGGAAGAAAAUUCGAAAUAUUCCAUAAUCAUUGAUAGAAUUCUCAAAGAGGGUGAUCUCAGUACUAUCUCUGCGAAACAGAUUCGUAAGGAUCUUCAAGCAGAAUUGGGAUUUGAUCUUUCCCAUCAAAAAGAUGCCGUUAAAGCUUUGAUCCUGGAAAGAUUUGACGAAGUCUCGAAACACACUCAGGAUGCAUCUACCCCUCCACCUGCAACCAAUGGACAUGCUAAGAGCGAACACAUCAAAGAUGAAGGAUCGCAGACUCCCACCUCAAAGCGCGAAGUUGAUGGUUCCGACGAAGAUGAGAAGCCCAAGAAGAAGAGACCGAAGCAGGACGAUGAUGCGAAGUUGGCGGCUCUACUACAGGCGCAAGAAGACAGCAGGUCAAGAUCGACUAGAGGAGGUGGAACGAAACGAAGCGCAGGCGUUAAGAAGAGCAAGAGUACACCAAAGAAAAAGAAAUCUUCAGCAAAGGUCAAGGCAACAGAUGAUAGUGACAUCGAGUUAGGUUCAGAUGGGGAGCCUAAAGAGGUCGUCAGAAAGGGCGGGUUUCACAAGCAAUACAAUCUAUCGGCAGCUUUGGCAGAUCUAGUAGGGGAACCAACAUUGUCUCGGCCACAAGUUGUCAAGAAGAUUUGGGAACAUAUCAAAAGUCUUAAUCUUCAAGAUCCUAGCGAUAAACGACAAAUUAUAUGCGAUGAUAAGAUGCAAUUGGUUUUCAAAACGGAGAGAGUUCAUAUGUUUACCAUGAAUAAGCUUCUUGGUAAACAGCUGUACCCUGUUGAGGAGGAAUAG
Botrytis fragariae is the source of this 807-nucleotide messenger RNA. Its product is annotated as putative swib mdm2 domain-containing protein. The record is from RefSeq and is a predicted model, not a curated record. Gene Ontology annotation, molecular function: RNA polymerase I cis-regulatory region sequence-specific DNA binding. Gene Ontology annotation, cellular component: nucleus; RNA polymerase I upstream activating factor complex. Bases 1 to 807 code for a protein of 268 amino acids. The transcript has 5 exons. Gene Ontology annotation, biological process: transcription initiation at RNA polymerase I promoter; nucleolar large rRNA transcription by RNA polymerase I. Lineage: Eukaryota; Fungi; Ascomycota; Leotiomycetes; Helotiales; Sclerotiniaceae.